AUGGAUGAGAGAAGUGAUGCUGAUAAACUUGAUGAAGUGUUGCUACCAGGGUUUCGAUUUCACCCAACUGAUGAGGAGCUUGUUGGGUUUUAUUUGAAGAGAAAGAUCCAGCACCGACCUCUCUCUAUCGAGCUCAUCAAGCAGCUUGAUAUCUAUAAAUAUGAUCCAUGGGAUCUUCCAAAGUUGGCCACCACCGGAGAAAAAGAGUGGUAUUUCUAUUGCCCUAGGGACAGGAAGUACAGAAACAGUGCGCGGCCUAACCGGGUGACCGGAGCAGGGUUUUGGAAAGCCACGGGAACUGACAGGCCGAUUUACUCCUCUGAAGGCUCCAAGUGCAUUGGCUUGAAGAAAUCCCUUGUUUUCUACAAAGGUAGAGCUGCCAAAGGGGUCAAAACUGACUGGAUGAUGCAUGAGUUUCGGUUACCUUCACUCUCCGACUCAACACCGCCAAAGAGAUUCCUCGACAAAACCAUUCCUGCCAACGACUUGUGGGCAAUAUGCAGGAUAUUCAAGAAAGCUAAUUCCACAACCCAAAGAGCCCUCUCCCACUCUUGGGUCUCUCCACUACCAGAAACUAACACAAAUGAUCACAUGCUAGCCAAAGGAUCACAGUGUACUCAAUUCAGUUCUCAACAAACCAGCUGCUCGCCCAUUCAGUUCUCUAUUAACAAUGACAUGAUCUCUGCAUUUUCUCCCCUAGAUUUUGCAUCAUACAAAUCCUUAAACCAAAUAGUUGAUAAAUCCCCUCAACUCCCCAUCUCGAGUACUACUGGAGACCUACCCUCAAGCUUCUUUUUUUCUCCUCUAGAAACUUCAAUGCCGGCUAAAUGCACAGUUGAUCUUUCUUCCAUGCUGUUAAACAUGCCAUCUUCAAUGCUUGGAGAUUUUGGAACCAAGGCCACUGCUGACAGCAUAGAUCACUAUGGUGGAGUACCACAAGAACAUAAUUGCAAUGGCUUCUCAAUCAACUUACUUCAAGAUCACAUGCAAGGUGAGCAUGCCAACGGCUUGAUCAUGAAGAAUCCUAAUCUAAUGCAUAGUACAGAUGAGCAGUGGGAGACCGUCCGAUCCAUUGGAUUUCCGUUCAGUUUGCCUUCCAAUGCCGAUGCUUGGAAGCCGAACUUAGUGUGGGAUUCUUCACCAUGUCCUAGUGAAUUGUCAACAAGUUUUUCGACGACCAAGAGCUAUACUUAA
This is a messenger RNA of Corylus avellana, 1194 nucleotides long. RefSeq names its product NAC (No Apical Meristem) domain transcriptional regulator superfamily protein (gene FEZ). Gene Ontology annotation, molecular function: DNA binding. The record is from RefSeq and is a predicted model, not a curated record. Lineage: Eukaryota; Viridiplantae; Streptophyta; Magnoliopsida; Fagales; Betulaceae. Gene Ontology annotation, biological process: regulation of DNA-templated transcription.